AUGUCCUCCGCGGUGAUCCCCCACAACGCCUUCGACACCAUUUUGGUGCUCGACAAUGGCUCUCAAUACACUCACCUUAUCACCCGCCGUCUCCGUGAGAUCAACGUCUACUGUGAGAUGCUUCCUUGCACCCAAAAGCUGGCCGACCUUACCUGGAAGCCCAAGGGUGUCAUCCUGUCCGGUGGUCCCUACUCCGUUUACGAGAAGGACGCUCCCCACAUUGACCCCGCCUUCUUCGAGCUUGGUGUCCCCAUUCUGGGAAUCUGCUACGGUCUCCAGGAGAUCGCUCACCGUCUGCACGCCGACAACGUUGUCGCUGGCACCGCUCGUGAGUACGGUCACGCUGAUCUGAAGGCCACUCGCUUCGGUGGUCACGUUGACAAGCUCUUCGAGGGUCUCGAGGAUGCCAUGACCGUCUGGAUGUCUCACGGUGACAAGCUCUGCAACCUUCCCGAGGGCUUCCACACCAUUGGCACGACCCAGAACUCUGAGUACGCUGCCAUUGCCCACAAGUCCGACCCUGUCUACGGCAUCCAGUUCCACCCCGAGGUUACCCACACUCCCCAGGGUGGUCAGCUUCUGAAGAACUUCGCUGUCGGCAUCUGUGGUGCCCAGCAGACAUGGACCAUGUCUGAGUUCAUUGGUCAGGAGGUUAAGCGCAUUCGUGAGCUUGUUGGCCCCACCGGUCAGGUCAUUGGUGCCGUUAGCGGUGGUGUCGACUCUACUGUUGCUGCUAAGCUGAUGACUGAGGCCAUCGGUGACCGUUUCCACGCUGUCCUUGUUGACAACGGUUGCAUGCGUCUGAACGAGUGCGCUCUCGUCAAGGUUGUGCUGCAGGAGCAACUGGGUAUCAACCUGACUGUUGUUGAUGCCAGUGAGGAGUUCCUCGCUGGUCUUAAGGGUGAGAAUGACCCUGAGAAGAAGCGCAAGUUCAUUGGUGGUAAGUUUAUCGAUGUGUUCGAGGCUGAGGCCCGGAGAAUUGAGGCCGAGAGUUCCGGUAAGGUCGAGUGGUUCUUGCAGGGCACUCUCUACCCCGAUGUCAUCGAGAGUAUCUCCUUCAAGGGUCCCUCGCAGACUAUCAAGACCCACCACAACGUCGGUGGUAUUGCUGAGCGCCUGAUGGCUGGCCACGGUCUUAAGCUCAUUGAGCCCUUGCGUGAGCUGUUCAAGGAUGAGGUCCGUGAGCUCGGUCGCCAGAUGAACAUCUCUGCUGAGCUUGUUGGCCGCCACCCCUUCCCCGGCCCUGGUCUCGCCAUCCGUGUUCUUGGCGAGGUUACCAAGGAGAAGGUCGAGAUGGCCCGUAAGGCCGAUAACAUCUUCAUCUCCAUGAUCCGCGAGGCCGGUCUCUACGACGAUAUUGGCCAGGCCUACGCCGCCCUUGACCCUUCGCGCGCCGUCGGUGUUAUGGGUGACAAGCGUGUCUACGCGAACAUCAUCCUCCUCCGCGCCAUCUCCACCCGUGACUUUAUGACCGCGACUCCCUACCCCUUCAGCUACGAAUUCCUGACCAAGGUCUCGACUCGCAUUGUCAACGAGGUUGACGGUGUCUGCCGCGUCUGCUACGACUUCACCAGCAAGCCCCCGGGUACCAUCGAGAUGGAGUAA
Messenger RNA from Penicillium pulvis, 1605 nucleotides. It is a transcript of the gene gua1, whose product is annotated as GMP synthase (glutamine-hydrolyzing). The record is from RefSeq and is a predicted model, not a curated record. The transcript has 3 exons. Gene Ontology annotation, cellular component: cytosol. Gene Ontology annotation, biological process: GMP biosynthetic process. Gene Ontology annotation, molecular function: GMP synthase activity; ATP binding; GMP synthase (glutamine-hydrolyzing) activity. Lineage: Eukaryota; Fungi; Ascomycota; Eurotiomycetes; Eurotiales; Aspergillaceae. Bases 1 to 1605 code for a protein of 534 amino acids.